Messenger RNA from Agelaius phoeniceus (red-winged blackbird), 1428 nucleotides. NCBI's taxonomy places the organism in Eukaryota, Metazoa, Chordata, Aves, Passeriformes, Icteridae. The record is from RefSeq and is a predicted model, not a curated record.
AUGGGUGUUGUAGGGUGGUCUUGGGCUGCAUCAGGAGCUAUGCUCUUCUGGGUGUUUCUUGGCCCCCUGGUUUUGGUUCUGGGGGCUCCUAUCAGUGUUUUUUCUGAUCCUACCCUGCUGACUUGUGGCCAGAAAUGCUUACACCUCAACUUACCACCAGGCUGGGAAGGGAAUGUUUCAUUUGUGCUGACUACAUGGGCCCUGGAUGCUCCAAGCAGCCGUGUCUGUCUGGCCAUUCCCAGCCAGCUGGCUGCCUGUGCCUCCCUGCCCAUCAGCCAGGGAGACUGUGAAGCACGAGGCUGCUGCUAUGACCCCAGAGACAGGGUGAAACCUUGCUACUUUGGUAACACAGUGACAGCUCAUUGCACACCAGAUGGCCAGUUUUCCAUUGCUGUUUCUCGAGCUGUCACCCUGCCACCUGUUGCCCUGGACUCAGUGCAACUGGCCAGUGGACACAGUACUGGCUGUGUCCCUGUCCUAACAAACAGCCAGUUUCCACUCUCUGCCUGUGGCACUGCUUUGCAGAUGAAUGCAGACCAGGCCAUAUAUGAGAAUGAGUUGGUGGUAAGCAGGGAUGUGAACACUGGGAGCCUUGGCUCUGCCACUAGGGAUAGCAUUUUCAGGUUACAUGUCUGAUGUACUUAUUCCAUCAGUGGGAGCUCCAUUCCCUUGAGUGUUCAGGUCUUCACAUUGCCACCACUCCCUGCUGUGUCCCAGCCAGGUCCUCUGUCUUUGGAGCUGCAUGUUGCCUCAGAUGGAAGCUAUACUUCCUACUAUAUUGACAGUGACUAUCCUGUUGUGAAGACUCUGAGAGAUCCUGUUUAUGCAGAGGUCAAGAUCCUUCAGAGGACAGACCCAGACCUGAUUUUAGUUCUGCACCACUGCUGGGCCACACCAAGCACCAACCCCCAGCAACAGCAGCAGUGGCCAAUUUUGGUGGAUGGGUAAGUGACUUGUGCCCCUUAUGCAGGCGACAACUAUCAGACACAGCUGAUGCCUCCAAGUUUCACCUCAGGACUACUAUUGCCCUCUCAUUACCAGCGUUUCACUGUCUACACAUUCACCUUUGUGGACUCCACUUCCCAUGAAAACUCUGGGCUGGUGUACCUGCACUGCAGUGCUUCCGUGUGCCACCAGUCUGUAAAGGAGUCCUGCAUCCCCUCUUGUCCUUCCAGAGUCAGGGGUAAAAGGAGUGCUGAGCCUCCUUUUCAGGAAGGUCUUUCCCAUGUCUCCAGUAAAGGCCCUGUGAUUUUCCUCCAGCAUGAGCUAAGACAGGACGCAGCCAGGGAUGGCCUUGGAGAGGCUGUGCAUGCUGCUCUGGGAUUUGCUGCUGUGGCAACUGGGACAUCUCUGUGUGUGGUGCUUGUGGUUUCUGUGCUGUGGCAAAGGAAGGUGUCAGCCAUGCAUGAAAUCAAUGGAUUACAAUAA